GCCAAAGUUCAAGUGUUUAAGAAGGCGUUUCUCUUUCUUCUAAUCCGCUUUGAUCUCUCCUUUUGGUUGUUUCCCAGUUUAGCAUUCAACCACCCCCUCCCGUACUCCUAUAGAUUCGGCAAAGAUAAUACUUCAUUCGUCUUUCAACUUCAAGCAAUCACAAUCCCAAUGACAAACGAGUAAGAAGGUGUUGAACAAGAUGACAUCUGGUAGAGGGAAUGAUACCAGUGCGAUCGCGCAAGAGAAAGUGCCAACACUGAUUCUUUUGACAGCUGGCUUGUUGGGUCUUCAAUGCGUUUGGAGUACAGAAAUGGCAUUCGCAGGUCCAUUUCUGUUGCAUCUAGGUAUCUCUAAAUCUCACAUGUCAAUCGUUUUCGUUGCAGGACCUUUGAGUGGUUUGAUUGUUCAACCUUUGAUCGGAGUGAUAAGUGACGCAAGUACAAGUAGAUGGGGCAAAAGGAGACCACUUUUGUUGUUCAGUUUGUUGACAUGCGCAAAAUCGAUCUUCACCUUGGGAUUCGCCAGACCUUUUGCUUCAAUUAUUAGUGACAACAUUAACACACAAAGUAACAUCACACUCAUCUUGGCGAUCAUUUCCAUCUUUACGAUUGACUUUUCGGUAAAUGCAGUUUCUGCGCUGGAUCGCGCUCUUUUGUUGGAUCUGGUACCAAUGCAUCUUCAAGCCACUGCAAAUGCGUGGUGUGCUCGAUUGGCUGGGAUUGGCGCAAUAAUUGGAUUCUUGAUCGGUCAGGCUGAUUUGACAAUACAUGCACCUUUCAAAUGGUUUCCAGCUCUUGUAAAAGUCCAAGAUGGAGAAAGCGACAAGAUCGAAGCGCAAAUGCGAUGUGUGUGUUUGCUGGUGGUAUUUCUAUUUUUGACGACACAUGCCAUCACUCUGUACGUUGCAAAGGAAAAGCCGGCAAAUAUCUCUGGACAGGAUCAUUCUUUAUCUAGAACGGCACAUAGUCGUCUUUCGAUUCGUCAUCAUUGGCAAGCAGUUUCAAAAAUUAUCAGUGAUCUCUAUUCUACCGCGAUUACCUUGCCACGGCCAAUUCUUGACCUGUUUAGAAUACAGUUGUUCUACUCUUCGGCUUGGUUCCCCAUCCUAUUCUACAGCACUACAUGGGUCGCUCAGAUCGCCAGUCAAUCUCCUGAUUAUGAUGACGCUUCGGCCGCUCGACUAGGAUCGCUGGCUAUGCUCAUGCAUGCAGUUUUGUCGUUUGCUUGCACGCUGAUUCUGCCACCGUUACUUGAACGGCAUAAUUCGAAGCAAAAGCAUGCGAAACAGCAAUACAACCCAUUGUCGAUGUUAUGGUCAAUAUCUACAGUAGUUCUCGCAAUUACUCUAUUGUGUACAUGGAUCGUUUCUGCGACGGGAAGUAUCCAUGGAGCAGUAUUGCUUAUUGCGUUGACCGGUUUUCCAUGGGCUUUGGCUGCUUGGGCUCCUUAUUCGCUUUUGGGGAUAUUGAUUCGCAAAGAAGCUGAAAGUUCACGAGGUUCAGACAAUGUGCCGAUGACCUCCCGAUCUAUCUUGCUUCGAAGAGGGAGCCAUGAACAAGAAGCCCAAUUCUUAAUCUCAAACGGGGAUAGAAGUGAUGACGAUGAAGAAAGUGAAGAUGAACGAUUGCAAUAUCGCACAGCUCGACAUGAAGCAAAUGAAGAUGAUCAAAGUAGCCCUGAGCCAGACAGAGAACAUAUUGCUUUACCGAUGGAAGCACCCCCAUGCGAAACAUCAGAUCCGGAAAAAGGAGCGACAAUUUUGGGUUUAUACAAUAUCAGUGUUGUAAUGUCGCAAUUCUUCAUGACAUUGGUCGGAACGAUUCUGUUUGCUGUUCUAGAACCGGAUGUAUCAGCCAAGUCAGUCACACCGUCAGGAACGCUCAAAAAUGAUGUCAACUCUCCAGAUCAACAUGAUGCGGUGGGCGUAAUUCUUCGUGUUGGUGGAAUGUUUUCGAUUGUAGCAGCCUUUUUAAUUUUCCGAGUUGCCAGGAAGCAUGCUGCCGUUCUGGCUGAUUGAUUCGCUAAUUUCUACAUAGAACUAUCACAGCACACCGUCAUUGUAUACUAUACUCAAUCCUUUCUAACAAAGUACCAUCAUAAUGUACAAUUCUACUGUGGUGUAUAGAAUUAUCAUCAUAAGCGGAACGAACAGAGCGUUUCUGGGCGCGUAAGUGGUAUGCACUGCACACGCUCUUACGCUGUGGAUGGAUAAAUGCCAU
This is a messenger RNA of Meira miltonrushii, 2219 nucleotides long. Its product is annotated as MFS general substrate transporter. The transcript has a single exon. Gene Ontology annotation, molecular function: sucrose:proton symporter activity. Bases 200 to 2017 code for a protein of 605 amino acids. Gene Ontology annotation, cellular component: membrane. The record is from RefSeq and is a predicted model, not a curated record. Lineage: Eukaryota; Fungi; Basidiomycota; Exobasidiomycetes; Exobasidiales; Brachybasidiaceae.